AUGGAGUUCAAAAAUUUGUACGUGAUAUUUGCAGUAUUUUGCAUUGGAAAUGCCGAAAUCCUCAACUUCUCCGGGGGAUUAAAAUCUAAUUACACAUUCCCCAAAGAAUUCAUAUUUGGAGUAUCAACGGCUGCGUACCAAAUUGAAGGUGCAUGGGACGCAGAUGGGAAGUCUGAAAGUAUAUGGGAUCAUCUCGUGCAUACCAAUAAAACAUUUGUCAAAGAUGGAUCCAACGGUGAUGUUGCAGCAGACUCCUACCACCAAUACAAGAGAGACGCCGAAAUGGUUCACGAACUCGGUGUGAACGUGUACAGAUUUUCUAUAUCAUGGCCAAGGAUUUUACCCACUGGUCUCACGAACCAGAUAAACGCUUUAGGUCUCCAGUAUUACAGCAAUCUCAUUGACGAACUCCUGAAGUACAAUAUUACUCCUAUGGUGACUAUAUAUCAUUGGGACUUGCCUCAGAAACUACAGAACAUAGGAGGAUGGACCAACUCCCAUAUUGUUGAUUAUUAUACGGAUUACGCGAAAGUUUUGUUCGAUGCUUUUGCGGGGAAGGUGAAGUACUGGGUGACUUUCAAUGAGCCGAUGCAGACGUGUCUGGAAGGGUACGGUGGCACGUACCGAGCGCCCGCAUUGAACAGGCAUGGUAUUGCUGAAUACCUCUGCGCACACAAUCUUUUGAAAGCCCACGCGAGCGUCUACCACCUCUUCAACCAAAAUUACCGUCAUGUCAAUAAAGGUAAAAUUGGUCUGUCAUUGGACUCCAACUGGGCCGAACCAAAAGAGGACACGCCAGAAGAUAGACAAGCUGCUGAAUUAUACCUAAAGACACACUUGGGCUGGUACGCGCAUCCCGUUUACUCGCAGCAGGGCAACUACCCCGCCGAACUUAUAAAGUUAGUCGAUGAGAAGAGUCUACAACAAAACUACACUCGGUCCCGACUCCCGAAGUUCACUCCUGAAGAGGUGAACUACAUCAAGGGAACUGCAGACUUCUUUGGUUUGAACCACUACACCACCUACCUUCUGUCUAUGGCCAAAAAAGAAGUAGGUGCUGUACCUUCCCACGAAAACGAUGUUGGCAUCAUCAGAGUUCAAGACCCGAAAUGGCCUUCCGAUUCGUCAUCAUCUUGGCUUAAGGUGGUGCCUUUCGGCUUCAGACGACUACUAAAAUGGAUCACGAAGACUUAUAACAAUGUCCCUAUAAUAGUCACUGAGAAUGGAUACGCUGAUUUCUCUGGUUUAGAGGACAAAGCGAGAGUGGCGUACUACAGUCAUUACUUGAAUGCCUUGCUUCACGCCUUACACGAAGACAAGAGCAAUGUCCAAGGAUACUUCGCGUGGAGUUUGAUGGAUAACUUCGAAUGGGAUGAUGGAUACGUGUCCCGCUUCGGUCUAUAUCUGGUUGAUUUUAAGAGUCCGAACAAGACGAGGACGGCGAAGCACUCAGCCAAGCUGUAUGCCAGCGUGAUCAAAUCGCGCGCCCUGCCUACCGACUACGACCCUGAGGACUUCACCGCCUUCUCCGGCGCAGCCCUUCUGGCUCCCUCCAUACUUCCUCUACUGUGCAUACACAGGCUACUCUUGUAA
Molecule: messenger RNA, 1593 nt
Organism: Spodoptera littoralis (African cotton leafworm)
Lineage: Eukaryota; Metazoa; Arthropoda; Insecta; Lepidoptera; Noctuidae
Source: the annotation of a GenBank genome assembly